UGUCGUUGUUGAUUUAGUGAUCAGCUGCGUUUUAUUUCCUUUCUAGCUGUAGAUCAUAACAGAACUGAUAAGAGAGACAUUGAAUUUUUAAACUGAAAGUUAAUUGUUAAUACAUAAACUUAAAUAACAUAGACUCGAUUGUUUCCUUAUUUUUUACUGGAGCACGAAGAUGGAAGUUAAUGUCGUGGGCACAUACGGUAAAAAAGAGAAAUUUAGUCAUCAAAGAGUUCCAUCAGGAUCUCAUGAAUUUAAAGAAAUGACUAAACGCGACGCUGUUAACCAACUGCAGCAUGAACUUGACAGCCUGUUGAGUACCGCCACUGAGAAUCAAAUUCCAAAGCUGAGAACACAACUUGAAUGUUUUAGGCAGCUUUUUGAGCGCUUUCUCAGCGAAAAGGGUCCAUCAAUUAUCUGGGAACGUAUUGAAAAGCUUCCCGAAGAUGCCGUUAAGGAUUACUUUUCUCUUCCGGAACCGUCAACACAACUCGUGCGCGAGAUGUUAAACAAACUUGUUGUAAUCAAGUUGAAUGGUGGUCUGGGAACUUCAAUGGGUUGCCAUGGCCCUAAGUCUAUGAUUCAUGUGCGAAACGAAUUAAAUUUUCUUGAUCUCACUGUGCAACAAAUUGAACAUCUCAAUAAGACGUACGAUGUCAAUGUACCCCUUGUUUUAAUGAACUCGUUCAACACCGACGAUGAUACCCAAAAAUUUGUACGUAGAUAUAAAGGUCUUCAAGUCGAGAUAUAUACUUUCAACCAGAGCUGUUUCCCAAGAAUCAGCAGGGAUACUUUACUACCGAUUGCAAGAACAUGUGAUAUUGAAGGUGACAUGGAAGCAUGGUAUCCACCUGGCCACGGUGAUUUUUAUGACAGCUUCAGAAACUGUGGGCUCUUAAAAGAGUUUAUUCAACAAGGUCGUGAAUAUUGUUUUAUAUCUAAUAUUGACAACCUUGGAGCAACUGUUGAUCCAAAAAUUCUGAAUCUUCUCUUUCGCCCCGAAGACAGAUCACCAGAAUUUGUGAUGGAGGUAACAGACAAGACAAGAGCUGACGUGAAAGGUGGUACCUUAAUACAGUAUGAACAAAAGUUACGAUUGCUGGAAAUUGCACAAGUUCCUAAAGAACAUAUCGAUGAUUUCAAGUCAGUAAAGACUUUCAAAUUCUUCAAUACAAAUAAUUUAUGGGUAAAACUCAGUGCUAUAGAACGAGUGCUGCAAGAAAAAACACUGAAUAUGGAAAUUAUUGUGAACAAUAAAACAUUAGCUAACGGACUGAAUGUUAUUCAACUAGAGACUGCUGUAGGUGCAGCAAUGAAGACUUUUAAUGGUGGCCUCGGUAUAAAUGUUCCUCGGAUGCGUUUCUUGCCAGUCAAGAAGACAUCAGAUUUACUGUUAGUGAAAAGUAACUUAUACAGCCUCAACCAUGGCUCUCUUGUUAUGAGCCCCUUGCGCAUGUUCCCCACGACACCAUUGGUCAAGCUCGGUGACAAUCAUUUCGCAAAAGUAAAGGAAUUUCUAUCAAGAUUUGCAGAUAUUCCAGAUCUUCUUGAACUUGAUCAUUUAACUGUUUCUGGUGAUGUGACAUUUGGGAGGGGUGUGUCUCUGAAAGGCACUGUAAUUAUUGUUGCUAAUCAUGGUGACAGAAUUGAUAUACCAUCUGGGGCAGUGUUGGAAAAUAAAAUAGUGUCAGGCAAUUUGAGAAUUUUGGAUCACUAGUACUGUGUUAAAAUUCUGCAAUGAUGAUUCUGUGUUUAUGUUUGCUACAAAAAGAAAUGCAAACAAAUUGUUAUGUUUCAUCCAAAUGUUAGAUUUUCUUGCAUUCACUAGUCCUGAUUUUUAUGUUUGUUAAUUACUAUUAGUAAUCUGGAUUCACAGUUGUAUCCAUGAAAAUUUUAUUCAAAUUUUUUCUUACUUCUGAUAUGAACCUGUAGUUAUUGCCACCCCUUUGCAUUUGGACUUAAAUAUUUGUUACUCUUACCAUUUCAGGUAUUCAAGUGAGCUUAAUGUCAGUAUAUGUACAGGAGAGCUUGGUUGCUUCCUAAUAUAGUUUAAAAUUCAAAAUUGUAACUAAUUCAUUGUUAAGGUGUUGCUUAGAAUUUUAUGAGUUGUUGCCUGUGGUUCAUAGUGUUGUUUCAAGGUUUCGAUAAUGGUAAAUCAUCAGAUAUGUCGUGAUGAUCUCUUCUCCAGGACCUAUUAUAAAAUUAUUGCCUGAGUAAGUGAUUUUACAUGAGUUCUAUG
Molecule: messenger RNA, 2233 nt
Organism: Schistocerca serialis cubense
Lineage: Eukaryota; Metazoa; Arthropoda; Insecta; Orthoptera; Acrididae
Product: UTP--glucose-1-phosphate uridylyltransferase-like
Exons: 1
Coding region: 170-1711 (513 amino acids)
Biological process (GO): UDP-alpha-D-glucose metabolic process; glycogen metabolic process
Cellular component (GO): cytoplasm
Molecular function (GO): UTP:glucose-1-phosphate uridylyltransferase activity
Source: RefSeq, a predicted model, not a curated record